This is a messenger RNA of Brenthis ino (lesser marbled fritillary), 2913 nucleotides long. The record is from the annotation of a GenBank genome assembly. NCBI's taxonomy places the organism in Eukaryota, Metazoa, Arthropoda, Insecta, Lepidoptera, Nymphalidae.
AUGGAGCUGCAGGCAUUGUUAGUUCUGUGUGGUGUGGGUGUAGCAGGUGCAGCUGUACUUCUGCUCAUGAGCCUUUUCUCUGCCUCUGGUACAAGCUAUGAAGAAGCUAUUGCCCAACAACGCCGGGCUACAAGUGAAUUACUUGCACUAGCUGAUACUAAGAAUAAAUCUAAGAAGACCAAUAAGAAAGCUAAUAAGAAGUUAGCAAAGAAAGAAAGAAAAGAAAAUGCUUCAGCAGCCACUGAAAGUGAUCCCGAAAGUGAGGCCCCUGCAGAAAGUGGUGUAGAAGAUGACUCAGUUCCUGUCAAACCUCAUGUUGAGUUUAAUCCCUCAGUAGUUGUGGAACUACCUACAGACAAUCCACCUAAUAUUAAGAUUCGCAAACGCGGCAAAGAUCCUAAAAUAAAGCCGAUAUUAAUUAACAAAGAGGAUCCGAGCUGCGUUAGCGAUCUGAGUACGGCUGCAACCCCUGUCGCCGAGGUCUCUAACCACUUUGAGGAAAUGCAUCCUAAGGACGAAUUUGAGUUGUUGCAAGCCACACUCGAAAAACACGUGGAGAAGAAAGAAGAAGUGGUAGAGAAGAAGGAAAAUAAAAAUCAGAAGCAAGCCAAAGGUGGCAAGGCAUCACAAAAGCAGAGUGUCCCUGAGCCUGUUAAGGAGGAAGUACGUGAACAACGCAGUAUUGUUGAAGCGCCUCUAGAACAGCGCAAAGCAAAGAAAGCAGAAAAGAAAGUUGUAGAAGCAUUGACCGAGGAAGUGGUGCCGCCGCUGAACGCGCCGCAGCCGAGCGAGCUCACCACCGACAAGCUGCUGCGGCAGGUGCAGAGCGCGCCCGCGCCCGCGCCCUGGCCGCCCGCCAAGGGCAAGAAGAAGAAGCCCGAGCAGAACGUACUGUCACUUAUUGCUAGUGAGAGCGGUGGCGUGGCGGUGAGCGAGCUGGUGCGCGUCGUGCGCGAGGCGACGCUCUCCCGCACCGAGAUCCAGAUACUGACGGACGCGCUCCUCAACAAGCACCAUGACCAGCUUCCAGAGCACUCGGAGUGGACUGAGGGUCCCAAUGACCCCAUGCAAAAGCUUAAAAAGCAGCUCGCCGCUAAGGAAAAAGCGCUUGCCGAAGCUUUGGAAGCUUCUCAAGCAUCGCAAGCCUCAUUGAAAGAACUUAGGGCGAGCCUGAACGCGGAGCGCGAGCGCGCGGGCGGGCUGGCGCGCGCGGCGGAGGCGGCGGGCGGCGCGGCGGCGGCGGCGCGCGCCGAGCUGCACGCGCUGCAGGCGCGGCUGCAGCGCGUGCUCGACGACAACCACGCGCUCGCCAACGAAAAGCAUGUGCUACAAGCUAAAUUGAGCGAAGAAGGUGAAGCUCAAGCACAGCGCGUACAAAUGGAAAUGCAUAUUCAAAGGCUUUCAGAGUCGGAGGUGGCGCUGGUGGCGCAGCUGGGCGCGCUGCAGGCGGAGGCGGGGCAGGCGCGCUGCGACGCCGCGCUCGCGCAGCAGCACGGCGCCGAGCUCGCGCAGCAGCUGCAGGAGGCCAACCGGCUGUACGCGGAGCUGGAGCAGCAGCGCGCCUGCGCAGUGCACGCUGAGCAGCUCGCACAACAAGAACUGCGCUCGCUGCAGGCGCGUCUCGCCGGUCUCACUGAACUUCAAAAUGAGGUACAACGUUUGACGAACCGAGCGCAAGCCGCUGAAAGCAAUGCUGAGAAAAUUAAAGAUGAGAUGGAAAAAGAAAAACAAGACCUAUCAAAGGAGCUAGCGUCGCUUCGCGAGCUGCUGGGCGCGCGCGAGGCCGAGCUGGCGGAGAUCAAGCAGCUGAAGGCCGCGCCGGCGCAGAACGGCCUGCCGCCCACCAACAGCAGUGACGAACAAAAGGCAGCAGAGCUAGCAAAGGUGGAGAGUGCGGUGGAGGCGUUGCGCAGCGAGCUGGCGGCGGCGCAGCGCGACAGCGCCGAGCAGCGCGAGCAGCUCGCCGCGCUGCACGACCAGCUCAAGCACUACAAGGACAAGAAUAAUGAGUUGCGAACUAAAAACUGGAAAGUAAUGGAGGCGUUACAGACCGCGGAAAGAGCGCUCGCGACGAGAGCGGCGCCCGCGGGGCCGCCAGCCGAAGCAAUAGCAAAGGCGCAAGAGCAGCACUUCACAGAAGUAGCGAAUGUCCUCCGCAAGGUCUGUCCGUCCGCCGCUCCCGCCUCAGCCUCAGAAAACAACUGGCUUCAAACAUUCGCUGACAAUCUCAAAAAAGAGCUGGACAUGAAAGAAACAGAAAAAAAACAAAUUGAAAAAGAACUAUCAACGAAGUUAACGCAAAAAGAUAACGAAAGAAUUCAAUUAGAAAACGAUUUACAGAAUAAAAUAAAGGAAAAAGAAAUGGUAGCGAAAGAAAUAGAAAACAAAUUAAGGCAACAGAUACAAGAAAAAGAAUCGGCGAAAGCAAAACUCGAAAGUGAGUUACAAAAGAGAGUGAAAGAGGAAGCUAAUAUUAAGAAGCAAUUGGAGAGUGAGUUGCAGGCGAAACAAAUAGUGAGGGUUGUCAAAGAGAACGCGGAUGACUCGAGGGUGAAGGACUUAACAGCACAAAAUGAACACCUACAGGACCUCGUUGACAAAUAUAAGAGAAUAAUAAAUGAUACCGAGGGCGUGCUGUCGCGGCUGCAGCAGGACGUGUCGCGCGAGGAGGCGCGCUGGGCGCGGCAGCUGGCCGACAAGCAGCGCGAGCUCGACGCGCUGCAGACGCACACACUGCAGCAGAUGCAGAACAAAAUAGAUUCUCUUCAAGCAGAAUUACAAAAACUACAAACAAAAAAUCACAGCAACAGUUUUGCGGAUGCUGAAAGACUUACAGAGGAAAGGCUAAUGGCAGGUUUAAACGAUAAACACAAUGCCGAUAUACGCAACGGCCCGCUACAGGUCAGGUUGGAU